AUGGUUCGCUACCGAAUGAGGAGUCCCAGUGAGCGUCCACACCAGGGGCCUGGGCAAGAACAUGGACGAGAAGAGCAGGAGCAGGGGCAAGAGCUUAGCCCCGAGCGUGUGGACAAUUAUGGGAGGACACACAGGGGUCACCACCACCACAGACACCGGCGCUGCUCUCGGAGGAGGCUAUACCGGAUCCACAGGAGGCGCCGGUCAUGCAGGAGGCGAAGGAGACGCUCCUGCCGCCACAGGAGGCGGCAUCGCAGAGGCUGCAGAAGAUCCCGAAGGAGGAGGAGAUGCAGGUGCAGGAGGUGUAGGAGGCACCAUUAAGCCUCCCCAGGCCCAUCCAUCCUGCCUGGAGCCAAGGAAGUCACCUGCCCAACAAAUGGUCACCUGCCCAAACAACGUCACAUGAGGCCACGCCACCAUUCCACGUUGAUGUCUGAGCCCUGAGCUGCCAAGGAGCCACGAGAUCUGAGUAAUGAGCAAAGCCACCUGCCAAAUAAAGCUUGACACG
Molecule: messenger RNA, 508 nt
Organism: Onychomys torridus (southern grasshopper mouse)
Lineage: Eukaryota; Metazoa; Chordata; Mammalia; Rodentia; Cricetidae
Gene: Prm2
Product: protamine 2
Exons: 2
Coding region: 1-321 (106 amino acids)
Biological process (GO): chromosome organization; nucleus organization; spermatid development
Cellular component (GO): nucleus
Molecular function (GO): DNA binding
Source: RefSeq, a predicted model, not a curated record